AUGGCAUCCGAGGAUCCAGACGACCAGACCUCGUCUACGUCUGGGAGCACCAAUGAGAAGGUCCGCGAUGAUGGGCCCUUUGUCUUGCGCACAUUGUUGGAGGAGGUGCCCCUGUCGGCCGAGGGCGCCGCUGAUGGGAUAAAGAUAAACUGCGUCGACUACUUGGAUCACAACCUUUACGUCGGCACGAGCGCAUCCGAACUGCUUCACUUUGUCCAAAUUCCUCCCGACCCAAAUGAUCCAGCUGGACGGCCAUCCUUCAUACUCGCAUCACGAUUACGGCCAGCAUUUGCCGAGACUAGCAACUCCCGCCCCGGCAUCCAGCAAAUACUCUUGCUCCCCAAGGUUGGAAAGGCCUGUGUACUCUGCAACUGGACCGUCACCUUUUACUCCCUCCCCGAAUUCAGCCCAGUAUUUGGGGCUACACAGGUCAAAAACUGCAGUUGGGUUGGUGGCGUUGACUUGAACGACUCUCAAGAUGACGCAGGCGAUCCCUCUGCGGGAGUCUUCAUCUGCUUGUCAUUGAUGCGGAGAAUUCAGGUUGUGAGAAUAGGGGAGGUUGCGCGGGCAGUCAAGAACAUUGAUGUGCCCGGGACCACAAUAUCAGUCCGGCGAGAUUCCAUUGCAUGUGUGGCAGACGCCAGGAGCUACUCCUUGCUUGACGUUGACAGACAGCUGCGGAUUCCUCUGAUGACCAUCUCUUCACUGGACGAUUCACAGCCAGCCGGGGAGAUUGGUCAAGCUCAGGACAUCGCCGGGAGUACCGACGGUGGCAUAUUGAGGAGCGCCUCGGCAGCGCAGAACCGGCCGCUCCUGUCUGCUGGUGACCACCAUGGGCAUGCUAGAAGCACAAGCCUCGGGGGGUUGCUCACCAGCGGACGGAGGGACCCCAGCCCUCGAACUGCAGAUGAUCGCGUUGCUCAAGGAUCAUCACCGCCAACGCCUUCUGCUAGUCCCAGGCCCUCGGGUGAAGGACCGCGGCCUCCGCCGCCGACGGACAAGCCUCUACCUGCUGCGCCUGGAAGCAUGCGGGCAGAGGCGACACCAACGAUGCCGACCCCCGUCUUUCUCAAGCCACAUAUUGUCUCGCCAACCGCCGAAGAAUUCCUUCUUGUCACCGGCACCGGGCCAUUGGAUCCCGGGAUUGGCAUGUUUGUAAACCUCGACGGGGAUCCCACGAGGCCCACAAUUGAAUUCGAUAGAUACCCCAGGGAAGUCGUGGUUGACGGUGGAUCAUCCGACCUCUCACCGUCGAAGAUGUCACCGGAGUUGGACGAGGAGGGGUACGUUAUUGCGUCUAUGACAAAAGACUCUGACGCGGGAUUGCGCCACGGCCUGGAGAUUCAAAGAUGGGAUGCCGACGGAGCGGAACCAGAGACUACCAAAUGGUGGCUCGAGGCAAACCCGCCGGGGAUACAUGAAACGACACCGCUAGGUAUUCGAUCACUUGCGGGCACCGACGAAACCCACUUUGAAGAGAUCAUCGACAGACUCUGCCAGAGGAAGUUCUCGCCCUUUUCUGGAGGGCUCCCCGAAACCCCCAUUUUUUCGCCGAGGAGUGCCGACUCACGCACAGCGUCGUCCUUGGAACAAAUGACAAAGGAGCGAGAACUGUUUGAGCGAGACGUCGAUUCACAGGACGAGGAGGCUCUACCCGAAGAUUGGGAACACAAAAGAAACGCCGAGGAGCAUGAUUUUGCACGACGGCUGGCGAAUGCCAACUCGAGGAUUGCAGUAUGGGCGGAUGAUCACAUCUGGUGGGCGAUUCGCAACCCCAUGCUGCUACGGCUGGAAGCAAGACUGGAAGCGGCGUGCGAGCAGGAUGGCACGUUUAACCCUGCGAUGUUGGACCGAGACGGAAUCUUCACGGUGCUCAACUCAUUCAGGGGACAAGAGGCCAAGUCCGAGUUGGAGUUCGUUACCUUCAGUUACUUGCGACAGCGCGCUGGGGUUCUGCUCCUUACCAACUUACUGCAUGCGGCAGAGAGGCCCUUCACAGACGCAGAGCUAAAGGCGUUGGAGGAGGUCCUUGUAGAAAGUAGCCUGGAUCCUCGGGUCGUCCUGUCAUUGCUACCCGGUCUUCGGAAUGAGAUUGUUGAGAGCCGCAGAGGGAUUUGGAUUUUCGGCGGCGUCAAGAGAACAACGCAAAGCUACCUAGACAGCGAGCACUUCAGAAAAGCCAGCCCCACGAUAGGAACUCUUGGCAGCAAGGUUGUGCAGUUCUUACGGCGGUUUUUGGCUGCAUGGAGGAAGAAAAAAGGGUUCGGCAGCGUGGCGGACGAAAGCGAGGUGUUCCAGACGGUCGAUGCUGCGUUGUUGUUGGUCCUUCUCGAGCUUGACCAGAAGUCGCCCAUGGGACUGGCGAAGAAGACGUCGUCGAUUAGAUCGGAGCUGUACGACGUUGUCGACAAGGGGGUCGACUGCUUCGACCGAGCCGCCUCCCUUUUGGAAUCGUAUCACCGUCUAUUUGUGCUCAGCCGGCUGUACCAGAGCCGCAAGAUGGCAGGAGACGUUCUCGCCACCUGGCGACGUAUCAUCGAGGGCGAGCCGGACCACGGCGGGGAACUGCGUGAUGGCGAGCAACGCGUUCGGGAAUACCUGACGAAGAUCAGCAGCCAGGCUCUCGUGCGGGAGUACGGUGUUUGGCUCGCAAGUCGCAACCCAAAGCUAGGUGUGCAGAUCUUUGCGGAGGACAAGGGCAAGGCGCCCAGGUUCGACCCGGCAGAGGUUGUUGAGAUUCUGCGCGAGGAGGCACCCGACGCCGUGAAAUAUUACCUCGAGCAUCUGGUUUUCGGCAAGGGCCACACUGGCUACGUCAACGACCUCAUUGCGUACUACUUAGACAUUGUCAUCAGCGAUCUCGACACCUCCCAGGAGAGCCGAGACGCGUUCGCUGGCACAUACACAUCCUACCGAGCAUUGCAGGCCCCUAAACCAACAUAUCGACAGUUCCUCACGGAUAACGCCCCCAGGGAUGACGAGGUCUGGCAGAGUCGCCUACGGCUGCUACAAUUGCUCGGAGGGGGCCACCAAUACGACGCGGCGGCAAUCAGGGAGCGCAUCGCUGCACUGCCAGACGAGCUCCUUGUACCCGAGAUCAUUAUUCUCGAUGGCCGAGAGCGACGUCACGAGGAUGCUAUCCGGCUCCUCGUUCACAAGCUGGGCGACUACGACACGGCCAUCUCGUACUGUCUGCGCGGGGGCUCCAGCAUCUACACGCGUCCCGACGGCAGACGGGAGAGCACGCCGACGCAUGACAUGCAGGCGCGGCUAUUCCGGGCGGCGCUCGGCGAGUUCCUCGCCAUCGAAGACGUCAGCGAUCAAAUUGAGCAGACGGGCGCCCUGCUCGAACGGUUUGGUGGUUGGUUCGAUGUCGAAGACGUCCUCGCCCUUGUCCCCGAUGAGUGGUCCGUCGACGUCGUGGCCGGGUUCCUCAUGACAGCGCUGCGGCGCAUCACGCAGGAGCGGCACGAGACAACCGUGACUAAGGCGCUCAGCUCGGCAGAGAAUUUGCGCGUUAACCAUGACUUGAUCGCGAAAGUGGAUGAAAAGGGCCCGUCGAUUGAGGCCCCUAAUUAG
This is a messenger RNA of Colletotrichum higginsianum IMI 349063, 3579 nucleotides long. Its product is annotated as Tgf beta receptor associated protein. Gene Ontology annotation, biological process: vesicle-mediated transport; endosomal vesicle fusion; autophagy. The transcript has 3 exons. The record is from RefSeq and is a predicted model, not a curated record. NCBI's taxonomy places the organism in Eukaryota, Fungi, Ascomycota, Sordariomycetes, Glomerellales, Glomerellaceae. The coding region runs from base 1 to 3579 and encodes 1192 amino acids. Gene Ontology annotation, cellular component: fungal-type vacuole membrane; cytoplasm.